GCCUGCCAGUGGUGGAGGAGCCGCUGCAGGUGUGGGCUGUGCUGGAGUUGGAAGUUUUGUCUCCUCCUCAUGCUUCAGGAGACAGAUUUGUGCUGCACUAUUCUCCUUCGCUGAAUGGGGCCCCCGACUGUUUGGUGCUGCUGCUGGACGUGCAGCGGGGGCUGCACCGGCUGCUGCUGCUGCAGCAGCAGCUCCUUCUGCUGCAAAGACAGCAGGUCUCCGCCAGCCAGCAGCAGCAGCAGCAGCAGCAGCAGCAGGAGCUGCAGGAGCAGCAGGCGGAGGAGACGGCCAGGAGGACUCCCAAGCGCCGCGUCAAGGACCAGCGCCGCGACGACAGAGACCACACGUACUACGGCAGUAGGCGGCGCCAGCAGCAGCAGCAGCAGCUGCAGCAGCAGGAGGACCUCUCUGGCUUCCCCACAGUCCAGGUCUGGAUGGAUGGCAAAUAUUAUCCUGCAUGCAUCCGCAGCGUGAAGCCCCCUGCGCCUUCGGCGACGGAGACGGCGCGCAGCCUGCUUGCUGCUGCUGCAGCAGCGGAGAGCGAGCAGCAGCACGGUCUGCAGCAGCAGCAGCAGCAGCAGCAGCAGCAGCUAAGGGCCGAACCCGUAAAGGGCUCCCAUGGCCCUGCAGAGCUCCGCCGCCUGGCCCUCGCGAGUGCGCUGUGGGCUGUUGUGGGUUCGGAGGCUUACCCGUUUUUUGUGACGGACGCAAUCCCUGUCAACAGCAGCAGCAGCAGCAGCAGCAGCAGCAGAGAGGCUGAGGGCGCCGCGUCUGCUGCUAGUGAUGCUGCAGCCUGGCGCUACGUAGCCUCCAUUGGCUUCGAGGCCCUGGAGGUUCAGUACCUACCUGAAGAGGGGGCCCCCGGGGGGCCUCCCGAAUGGCUGAGUCCGUGGGAAGUGGACUUUGCUCCGGGGCCCCUGCAUGCGGAGGAGCAGCAGCUGCAGCAGCUCCUGCAGCAGCACGAGUUCCCCAGGCAGAGGCAGCUGUGGCUCCUCCAGCAGCUCGAAACGCUCAUGGCCACUCCAGCGGACACCAGCAGCAGCAGCAGCAGCAGCAGCAGCAGCAGCAACAGCAGCAGCAGCAGCAUGGCUCCCGCGCUGCGCUACCAGCAGUGGCAACAACUGAGGAUGCAUCAGCAGCGGCAGAACUGUACCGAUAAGACACCAUGGAGCAGCAGCCAGCUCCGCUGA
Eimeria tenella is the source of this 1190-nucleotide messenger RNA. RefSeq lists its product as uncharacterized. NCBI's taxonomy places the organism in Eukaryota, Apicomplexa, Conoidasida, Eucoccidiorida, Eimeriidae. The annotation marks the transcript as partial. The record is from RefSeq and is a predicted model, not a curated record. The transcript has a single exon.